Messenger RNA from Leucoraja erinaceus (little skate), 7201 nucleotides. Its product is annotated as collagen alpha-1(XI) chain-like. Gene Ontology annotation, molecular function: extracellular matrix structural constituent. Lineage: Eukaryota; Metazoa; Chordata; Chondrichthyes; Rajiformes; Rajidae. The transcript has 67 exons. Bases 464 to 5887 code for a protein of 1807 amino acids. The record is from RefSeq and is a predicted model, not a curated record.
AAGGGCCCUUGUUUUUAUUUCCUGGGCUUUUGUCAGUGUCAAUGUGAUCGGCCGAGCUAUUUCUCUCUCUCUCUCUCUCGCCGGAUCCACCAAGUCGCCGUACAGAAGGAAGAGAGAGGAACAGAAGGAGGAGGAGGAGGGUGGAAAACUUGUAAAAACUUUCCCAGAAUUUCUUUUUAAAACAGCCCCCUAAACAAAUAGUCAUCUCAUCCCACACCCCCCACCUCCUCAAACAUGUCUAGAGAAAGCCUGGUUUAAAAAGUGCACAGGCAAAACGGGAGAGAGGGAAAGAGAGAGAGUGUGUGUGUGAAUGAAAGAGGGCGAACUCUGCAAUAGCUUCAUGGCUCCAUAGGUCUCAUACACAGAUACAUGAACUCGCUGGAACUUUUGCAAGUGGUCCUUUCAAGAAACCUGGCGUAGGGGAGAAACUGUUACCAUCUCCGGGAAGUUCAAGGAAUUGGGAAUGGAGUGUUGGAAGUCGAGGAGCUGGCUGCUGGAAGCCGGUGUGAUACUAAUUGCUGCACUUCUACACCAGUGCUCAACAAAGCCGACAGAGAGCGCGGUCGACAUCCUGCAAGUGCUGAACCUCCAGGAUACCACGGAAGGAGUGGUGAAUGUGGCGGGAUUCUGCACACAGCGAAAAGGCUCUGAAGACACUGACUUUGCACUCCGGGUGGAAAACAAGACACACUUCACCGCCCUAACCACGCAGUUAUAUCCAGAUGGGAGCUUCCCUGAGAACUUCUCCAUCCUAACGACACUGAAGGCCAAGAAAAACGCCCAGUUUUUCCUCCUGUCGGUGUACAACGACCAGGGCAUCCAGCAACUGGGCGUGGAGAUUGGCCGCUCUCCCGUCUUUCUGUACGAGGACCAGACGGGCAAACCCACACCGGAGGAUUACCCCAUCUUCAAAAAAAUCAACCUGUCAGAUGGCAAGUGGCAUCGGCUGGGAAUCAGCGUUGAAGGGAAGAACGUCACGUUGAUCGUUGACUGUGACCAGCGGAUCACCGAGCGUCUGGCCAGGAGCGACAACCCCGUGGUCGAUACCAACGGCGUGGUGGUCUUUGGUACCAGGAUCCUGGAUGAGGAAGUGUUUGAGGGUGAUAUCCAGCAGCUGUUAAUGUCGCCUGAUCCCCAGGCAGCCUACACCUACUGUGAGGAUUACAUCCCCGACUGUGAUGCCGCCCUACCCUACGCCCUGCAAUCCCUCGUGCCCACCUACGAUGACGAGACGGUGACUUCCCGGCCACGCCACAAAAAAAAGAAGAGAGACCGCAAGCGCUCUAGAAAGAAGGGCAAGGGCAAAGGCAAAGGAAAAGGAAAAGGCAAAUCAAAGAAAUCGAAAAAAAACCGCAGGAAGAAGGAGAAAGAUCGUGCCGCUCGGCAAAAGAUAGACACACUUAGAGUUGGGGAAAAGGACACUGAGCCCAUUGCAGAGGGAGAGGUGGACAAUGUUUACGACUACUUUCUCGGCCCAGAGUACUACACGGACUUGGAGUCAGCGAUCUACAACGCCUCGACCACUAUCGAUGCAGUGGAGGGAAACGCGAUGGACCAUGAGAGCAUGCGGGAGGAAUUCAUUGAGGAAUCGGAGGGUCCCUUCACCGAUGAACACGAGGACUACGAUGCAAAUGGCUACGAUUACGCCUUCAAGGAAGACGAGGACCAUUGGAACCAAAGGUUGGGAUCAUCCGAGUGGGAGGAUUCAGACACGCAGGAUACGAGGCAGAGGGGUGAGAAGGGGGAGAAGGGCGAGCCAGGGGUUAUCGAACCGGGAAUGCUCUUGCCAGGACCUGUGGGACCUGCGGGACCUGAGGGUCCACCAGGUUCUCCCGGGUUCGUUGGUCCUCCUGGUUAUACCGGAGACCCAGGAAAAAUGGGACCUCCAGGAAGACCCGGUUUGCCAUGUGCGGACGGAAUUCCCGGACCUCCAGGAACCAUGCUGAUGUUCCCGUUCCAGUAUGGAGGGAAUGGAGCAAAGGGCCCGGCGAUCUCGGCCCAGGAAUCACAGGCCCAGGCCAUUCUCCAGCAAGCCAGGCUUGCAAUGAAGGGUCCAUCAGGUCCGAUUGGCCUCAUGGGAAGACCAGGACCAUUGGGUCUCCCAGGCAACAUGGGUCUGAAAGGUGAUGCAGGAGAAAUGGGCCCAAUGGGUCCUGUUGGAAUUACCGGCCCCUUUGGGCCUCUGGGAAGACCUGGGAGAAGGGGCCGACCUGGAGUGAAUGGAAUCCGAGGGUUGCCAGGUGAACCAGGUACCAAGGGUGACAGAGGUUUCGAUGGCUUGGGCGGGCUGCCUGGCCCCAAGGGUUAUCGGGGUAAUGUUGGUCCGCAGGGUCCACCAGGCUCUCCGGGAGACGAUGGGCUCAGGGGAGCGGAUGGAACGAUCGGGCCAAGAGGGUUGCCGGGUGAACCGGGUUCAAGAGGCCUUCCUGGAUCGAGGGGAUCGAUUGGGCCUCCCGGACAGCUGGGUAUAACUGGUACUGACGGUUCCCCGGGUGCAAAGGGAAACCUGGGCCCUCAAGGUGAUCCUGGACCUCCAGGGCAACAGGGCAACCCAGGACCUGAGGGGUUUCCUGGACCUCAAGGCUCUAUUGGAUUUCCUGGAGAUAAAGGACCUUCAGGCAAACAAGGACUGCCAGGGCUUAAUGGAGCAGACGGCCCAACGGGUCACCCCGGUCGAGAGGGCCCAGCAGGUGAAAAGGGAACCAUGGGCCCCUUGGGCGCACAGGGUCCCAUUGGCUAUCCUGGAGUCCGCGGUGUUAAGGGUGCUGAUGGAGUCAGAGGAAUGAAGGGACAUAAGGGCGAGAAGGGUGAAGAUGGAUUUCCGGGCUAUAAGGGUGAUAUGGGACCCAAAGGAGACAGAGGCAACGCUGGUUUACUGGGCCAGCACGGCGAGGACGGGCCCGAAGGGAUCAAAGGGCAGUUCGGUCCCUUUGGCGAUCGAGGGUCAAGAGGUCAAGCUGGCGAGAAGGGAACACUGGGAAUUCCGGGCCUGCCAGGGUACCCCGGCCGGAAGGGGCCAAAGGGUUCGCUGGGAUUUGUGGGAUCCACAGGAUUGAGCGGGGAAAAGGGCAGAAGGGGCAGAGCUGGAGCUCCAGGCAGCGGAGGGGCCCGUGGGUCCGUGGGGGAAAGAGGUGAAAGAGGACAUCGAGGAUCACCAGGGAAACCAGGCACCAAGGGUAAUGCUGGCAUUGAUGGUCCACAAGGCAUGCCGGGUGUAAAGGGACCUCCAGGACCUCAAGGGCUAAAUGGCUUCUCAGGGCCAAAAGGACCUCCGGGACCUGGAGGGAAGGAUGGAAUCCCUGGACAUCCAGGGCAACGAGGAGAAGCUGGUUUCCAAGGGAAGAAUGGUCUUCUUGGUCCACCUGGAGUAGUGGGACCUCAGGGUUCCUCUGGCGAUAAUGGGCCGUCUGGAGAACGUGGUCACCCAGGGGCACCUGGACCUCCGGGUGAACUGGGCAUCCCAGGUACGGCUGGAAAGGAAGGCAUGAAGGGAGACCCAGGCCCCAAUGGUUUUCCCGGUAAACAUGGUCCACCAGGAUUGCGGGGAUUUGAAGGAGGGCGAGGCUUAGAAGGAGGACCGGGUUCUGCUGGGCUGAAAGGAGGAGAAGGACCUUCAGGUCCAUCUGGGCCAACGGGUCCCAUAGGCGAACGUGGACUGAAUGGACCAGUUGGUGCCAUCGGUCUUCCUGGUCGUCCAGGGGGCAUCGGACCCCCAGGUCCCGUUGGAGAUAAGGGAAUGCCAGGGGACAGAGGCCUCUUGGGACCAGCGGGCCACGAUGGGAUCCAGGGGUCGUUGGGUCUGCUCGGACCCACUGGUCCAUCAGGCCUACCAGGAGAUGAUGGCGACAAGGGUGACUUAGGAAAACCAGGACAGAAAGGCAGCAAAGGAGACAAAGGAGAAUAUGGUCCACCUGGCCAGAUGGGGAUCCAAGGCCCAAUUGGGGAGCCAGGCCCAAUAGGGUCUGAUGGUGAACCAGGGCCUCGAGGGUUACAGGGCAUGCGUGGCAGGAAAGGCGAUGAUGGUAUUCGAGGAUAUCCAGGUACCUCUGGUCCUGUUGGGCUCCAGGGAAUGCCAGGUCUUCCGGGUGAUAAGGGCGAAAGUGGAAAUGUCGGAUUGAUGGGCCCCUCGGGUUCCCCUGGUGCCAGAGGACCUCCCGGCUCCAAUGGUGGCAGUGGCCAGGCAGGUCUACCAGGUGGUAUUGGCUCUCCAGGAUCGGUGGGUGAAAAGGGUGAGAUAGGAGAAGCUGGAGAUCCUGGUCCUUUUGGAGAGCCUGGCAUUGCCGGUAUAAAGGGGGAAUUGGGCGAGAAAGGAGAUUCAGGCCCUCCUGGAGCAGCAGGACCUGCAGGUGACAAAGGCCCUCCAGGUGAAGACGGAGCCAAGGGCAACGUGGGGCCGGCUGGUUUCCUUGGUGAUUCGGGUGCAACAGGCGAGCCAGGAGAUCCCGGUGUGGACGGCAUAGUUGGCGAGAAGGGCAGCCUUGGCGAUCCUGGUCUCACGGGCCCUCCAGGUGCAUCGGGAGAACCCGGGCCUCCUGGAGCUCCGGGAAAACGAGGACCCCAUGGACCAGGAGGGCCUGAGGGUCGCGAGGGCCUGAAAGGUUCAAAGGGCUCGCCAGGUCGAACAGGCCCCGUAGGCAGGACUGGGCCGAGGGGACCUCAAGGUUCACCAGGAAACUCUGGACCUGAAGGUCUGAGAGGGAUUCCUGGGCCAGGAGGAGAGCAAGGUCUUUCAGGGCCUCCUGGUCAGAAUGGACCGCCUGGCCCCAUGGGACCUCCAGGAAUGCCAGGUCUUAAGGGGGACCAAGGUCUAAAAGGUGACAAGGGCCAUGUCGGUUUGAUCGGCCUCAUUGGUCCUCCCGGUGACAUGGGGGAAAAGGGAGAUAGAGGUCUCCCGGGAAACCAAGGAACGCAAGGCAUCAAGGGAGACAUUGGAGUUCCAGGGUUCGGAGGCCCCACAGGACCCCCAGGGUCUCCUGGGUUGCCCGGUCCACAAGGUGAGAAGGGUUCUAAAGGUUCAGAAGGACCCGGUGGUCUGAGAGGAGACAAUGGACUCCCUGGUCCACCUGGGUCACCGGGCCCGCCGGCUGAGGUGAUCCAGCCACUGCCACUGUACAAGAGGAAGACGCGCAGGCACGCCGAGGCGGAGCAGGCUGACGACAACGGGGAGAAGUUCCUCGACUACACCGACGGCAUGGAGGAGAUCUUCGGGGCCCUCUCCUCGCUGAAGGACGAGGUGGAGCAGCUGAGGAGGCCCGUCGGCACUGCCACCAGCCCUGGCCGCACCUGCAAGGAGUUGUUGCUCUGCCAUCCCCACCUCAAAGACGGAGAUUACUGGAUUGACCCGAACCAAGGGUGCGCCAAAGAUUCCUUCAAGGUCUUCUGUAACUUCACAGCAGGAGGAGAGACCUGCAUCUCCCCAGACAAGAAGACCAAGGGGGUUAAAGUAUCCUCUUGGCAACGUGAUUCACCGGGGACUUGGUACAGCAAAUUCAAGCGGGGGAAGCAGCUGACCUACGAGGAUGCGGAUGGGAACCCUGUACACGUGGUCCAGAUGACCUUCCUCCGUCUUCUGAGCGCCACAGCGCGGCAGAGGUUCGUCUACAACUGCCAGCAGUCCAUCGCCUGGUACGACGUGAGCGUGCAGAGCUACCAGAGGGCGGUGCGGUUCCUGGGAGCCAACGGUGAAGAGAUGUCACACACCAACACACCGUACAUCAGUGCCAUCUAUGAUGGCUGCCAGCUGAGGAAAGGCUCGGACCACACGAUUCUCCAGAUUGACUCUCCGCGCGUUGUUGACCUCCCUAUCAAGGACGUGGCCGUGGCAGACUUUGGCGACCACCAGCAGAAGUUUGGCUUUGAGGUUGGCCCCGUCUGUUUCAACAGCUAAACCUCAGGAAACGAGCUCUGUGUGAACAAGUCUCCUCUCUCUCCUUCCUUUAUGCAAAAUGCACAGUCUCUCAAUGUGUCUCCAUUUAACCAUGCCGCAGAUGGGCUGUUCUUUUUAUUGUGUAUGAUUAACAAUAAAUAAUUGCUGCCCUUGUGGGGCCAAUGUCUUAUGACCUGUUGAAAAGGCCAAGUCAGUGCUCGGUGAACUUGGAACGGUCCCAAUCCCAUGUCACAAGGGUCUUCCUCCAAGUGCCCUAUCACACCCCUGAAGACUUGAACACCAAGUACUCUCCCACCACAAAGUGUCCUUCCUCCAGCAAGAUCGAACCAUUGAUCCAGUUCUUUAACACAUGGAGGGUGUGAGCUACAGGGAGAGGUUGAGCUGCCUGGGGUUCAAUUCCUUGGAGAGCAGGAGGAGGAGGGGUGAUCUUAUAGGGGUGUACAAAAUCAUGAGUGGAAUAGUUCGGGUAGACGCACAGAGUCUCUUGCCCAGAGUCGGGGAAUCAAAGGUUUUAAGUGAAGGGGGAAAGAUUUAAUAGGAACUUGAGGGGUAUAUUUUUCACACAGAGAGUGGUGGGUGUAUGGAACGAGCUGCCAGAGGAGAUAGUUGAGGCAACGUUUCAGAAACAUUUGGACAGGUACAUGGAUAGGGCAGGUUUGGAGGGAUAAGGGCCAAACGCAGGCAGGUGGGGCCAGUGUAGAUGGGAUAUGAUGGUUGGCAUGGGAAUGUUGGGCUGAAGGUCCUGUUUCCACACUGUAUCAUUCUAUGUCAUUUAUCUAUGAAAUGUGAAGCAACAGUCAGUGGGACACAGAAUCAUGCACAGCAUAACACUGCAGCCUUGGUGUUAAAAUUGAGAAAGCAAUAUAUAUAUAUAUAUAUAUAUAUAUAUAUAUAUAUAUAUAUAUAUAUAACCAUUUACAUUGAAAUGGCUCCAUCUCAAGAGUGGUUUGUAUCUUGUUAGGGAACAGCAGUUGGUGUGAUUAUGGUACUUGAGAGGUAUCUCCAAGCCCAGCUUAUUGAAUCAGUGAUAUGAGUUCAAAUCCCAUCAAUAAAUCUGGAAGAAAAAUUCUCCCAUCAUUUGCAAAAGCUAUUACAUCUCUGUAAAGCCCAUCGAACCUUUUCGUUUGGUUUAGAGAUACAGCACGGAAACUGGCUGUAUCUCCAAGCCACCGAAUCCUCGCCGACCAGCGAUCCCCGCACAUUAACACUAUCCUACACACACACUAGGGACAAUUUACAGUUUUUACCAAAGCCAAUGAAACUACAAACCUGUACGGCUUUAGAUUGUGGUAGGAAAUCGAAGAUCUCGGAGAA